UCUCCGGGAUCUGUGCACGAACGGUUGUGUCGAACGCGAUGGGGGAUCCACCCUGGGUACCGUCGUAUUUUAAAAUAAUAAAUACAAGCAAUGGAUACAUUUCUGGAUUUGUCCAGACUCAAAAAGAAUUGGAGAGUCUGCUGGAGGUCCACUCAAGGGCCACACUGACAUCGUUUGUCAAAUGGUCUGAACACAUAAAAGAUGGCACCAAAGAGAGGCAUCUAUGGCAGGUGGAGGAUUUCAAUGAAGACACCCCUCUAUGUGUAAAGAAAAGAAUGGUCCUUGCUUGUCAGCAUGGCAAAGCUCGACAGAAAAAAGAAAAGGAGAAACGUUCAGCAGAGCAUGUAUACACAAAAAAACGUUUUCAUGUCCAAAAUGGGAAGAAGUUGGACUGCCCAGCUAAACUUUUCAUUCGGCAUGUGCUGAGAUAUGACUCAUUCAGUGUGAGAGGGGAUGCCACAAAAUCCCAUAAAGAAGACACUAUGAGAAAUCUUAAGAUAGCACUUCAAAACUCAGAAAACCCACCAACCUCUACAUUCAUUCAUCUAAAAAUUCCUCUAUUGGAAGUUCACAAUCAUACAAUUGGAGCAGGAUCCUGUUUUUCAAGACCGAUUCAUCCAAAAAUAAAAAAUCAAAUUCAGGUGAUGGUCGGACAAGGGAUAACUAAUAUAGCUUUCGUGAAGAGAGCCUUGAAGCAGUAUGUGCUAAAUGACUUGUGUGGAGAGGAUCUCCAGCGGCCGCACAACAACGAUGAAGCAUAUUUUCCAUCGAACACAACUAUCCAGAAUCACAUUCACAUGGCAUUAGUGGCUGGUCGUUACUCUGCGCUGGAUCAGGAGAAUCUUGCAAAGAAAGUGGCAGAAUGGAAGGUUGAAGAUGAGGGCAAUCGUUUCUUCUUUAGGAAAUGCACAAAUGGAGGAGAUGAAGAUCUAGAGCAUCAGUUUCUUUUCAUACAUCAGCACCACAAACAAAUACGGCUCCUGCAGCGAUAUGGGGAAAUGGUUCUUUUGAAUGCCACAUACAAAACCUCAAAAUAUUCCAUGCCAUUGUUUUUUUUGGUUGUUCGAACCAAUGUUGGCUACAAACCUGUAGCAGAGUUUGUAUGUGAGAGUGAAACUACAAAGUCCAUUGCAGAAGCACUGGACAUCUUGAAGACAUGGAAUCCUCAGUGGACUCCAAAGUACUUCAUGACAGAUUACAGUGAGCAAGAGAUCCAGGCCCUCGCCCAAGUGUUCCCCACUGCAGUAACACACCUAUGUGCAUUCCACAGAGAGCAGGCCUGGCUCCGCUGGACUAAAGAUGGUGAGAUCUAGUAACGUGCAGAGAUUGUAUUGGAAUCUUGUGU
Messenger RNA from Gadus morhua (Atlantic cod), 1345 nucleotides. RefSeq lists its product as uncharacterized. The transcript is spliced from 5 exons. Bases 39 to 1313 code for a protein of 424 amino acids. The record is from RefSeq and is a predicted model, not a curated record. NCBI's taxonomy places the organism in Eukaryota, Metazoa, Chordata, Actinopteri, Gadiformes, Gadidae. Gene Ontology annotation, molecular function: DNA-binding transcription factor activity.